Molecule: messenger RNA, 1275 nt
Organism: Lynx canadensis (Canada lynx)
Lineage: Eukaryota; Metazoa; Chordata; Mammalia; Carnivora; Felidae
Gene: ECI1
Product: enoyl-CoA delta isomerase 1
Biological process (GO): fatty acid beta-oxidation
Cellular component (GO): mitochondrion
Molecular function (GO): enoyl-CoA hydratase activity
Source: RefSeq, a predicted model, not a curated record
GGCGGGGCGUGGGCCGGGCGGCCAGACCCCAACUUGGCCUGUCAAGAUGGCGCUGAUGGUCGGAGCGCGCGUCCUGGCUCGCAACCUGCUCCGCCCGUGGUCCCGGCUGCCGGACGCGGUUCCCGGGCGGACGGGGCCGGCCGCCGGCGGCGGGGACGGUGUGCGGUGUUUCGGGAGCCCUCGGGUGCUGGUGGAGACGGACCCGGCGAAAGGGGUCGCCGUGAUAAAGUUGAAGAACCCCCCGGUGAACAGCCUCAGCCUGGAGGUGCUGACGGAGUUUGUCAUCAGCCUGGAGAAACUGGAAAACGACAAGACCUUCCGAGGCGUCAUCGUGACUUCGGACUGCCCCGGGAUCUUCUCGGCUGGCCUGGACCUGACGGAGAUGUGCGGGAAGAGCCAAGCGCACUAUGCCGAGUACUGGAGGGCCGUGCAGGAGCUGUGGCUGCGGCUCUACCUGUCCAACCUGGUGGUGAUUGCUGCCAUCAACGGAGUCAGCCCCGCGGGAGGCUGCCUGAUCAGCCUCACCUCUGACUACCGCGUCCUGGCGGACAACCAGUACAGCAUCGGGCUGAACGAGACUCUGCUGGGCAUCGUCGCCCCCUCCUGGUUUAAAGACACCCUGGUGAACACCGUCGGCCACCGCACGGCAGAGCGCGCCCUGCAGCUGGGGCUGCUCUUCCCGCCCGCGGAGGCCCUGCGGGUGGGCGUAGACCAGGUGGUGCCCGAGGACCAAGUGCACAGCGCGGCACUGUCGGUGAUGGCCCGGUGGCUGGCCUUCCAGGUGAGGGACCACGCUCGACAGCUGACCAAGAAUCUGAUGCGCAAGCCCACAGCCGACCGCCUGGUAAAGCGCGACGCGGACAUCCAGUACUUCCUCCAGUUCAUCUCCAGGGACUCCAUCCAAAAGUCCCUGCGCGUGUACUUAGACAAGCUCAGACAGAAGAAAGGCUAGGGUCCGGGCCGCGCACGCGGGGUUUGCACCACAUGUGGCCUUCUGGGGGCCCUCCUUCCAAUGGGUUUUAAGCAAGGUAUUUUCCGAUUUCAAGGUACUUUCAGCUCUUGGUCUCACUGGUCUGUUCCUGGUAGCUAGUAUCCCAAGGCCACUGCCCCCCAAGAGCGCCUUUUCCGCCUGGCAAGUGGGCACGGCGGGAUCGGGGGCGGCAUCUCUGUUGGGGAAUCGUGAACUGGCAGGAGGGCAGUGCAGGAUUCAGCGACAUCGCUGCUGAAUGUCCCCUUUCCCCGAGCAGAAUGUGAAUAAAGUCCUCACGUUGUCCC